Messenger RNA from Prunus mume (Japanese apricot), 701 nucleotides. Lineage: Eukaryota; Viridiplantae; Streptophyta; Magnoliopsida; Rosales; Rosaceae. The record is from RefSeq and is a predicted model, not a curated record.
UUCUACUUGAAUUGUUCACAUAUAUAUGGCAGGAAGAGACGGAUAGUUGGUUAGAGAAUGCUGCCAAUGGUCUUAUGGGCAAGCAAAUUGUCAAGGAAAAUGGACAAAUAAAGUUUGUGGUUGACAUCUUGCUUGGACUCAAAUUUUCCAUAACUGGCACAUUUGUGAAAUCUGGCACCACAACAUAUGAUAUUACAAUGGACGAUGCAGCCAUCAUCGGCGGCCAAUUUGGAUAUCCCGUAGAGCUAGAAAGCAAGUUCAAACUAGAACUGCUGUAUAGCGAUGACAAGAUCAGAAUUACGCGGGGAUAUAAUAAAAUUGUUUUUGUGCAUCUGCGAACAGAUGGUACAGGACAGAAGUAAGAUGGGCUAACCAAACAGAUAGAAGAUCUAAAUUUCAGGUGAUAAGCAAAGCUAUCAGAAAGGGUGAAACAAGCAUUUUCGUUGGGAAUGGGGUGAGCCUUGGAGCCUUGAAGUAGGGAUUGCCAGAAUUUUCUCAAAAGUCAGCUUCAUCUAGCAGGAGAAAGUGGAGAUAAUUUCCCUCCCUCCACUACAGAACUGGCCUAUUGUAAAUCAUGCCAUGAGAUUGGCCUAUUAACUCAGAAACAAAUUUACAUAUUAAAAUUGUUUUGACAUACUUUUCUUGGCUAUUUUUUUUUCUUUCUUUUACCCGUUUAACAUCAAACGUAAUCACAAUUAAUU